Molecule: messenger RNA, 2441 nt
Organism: Anopheles gambiae (African malaria mosquito)
Lineage: Eukaryota; Metazoa; Arthropoda; Insecta; Diptera; Culicidae
Gene: TTLL1B
Product: polyglutamylase complex subunit TTLL1
Exons: 5
Coding region: 1150-2385 (411 amino acids)
Biological process (GO): microtubule cytoskeleton organization; protein polyglutamylation
Cellular component (GO): cilium
Molecular function (GO): tubulin binding; tubulin-glutamic acid ligase activity
Source: RefSeq, a predicted model, not a curated record
AAAAAUUCGCGGUGUUAAUUGUUAGAAUUAUCUAUAAUUUCAUCCUGUUAUGUAUAUUAGUCACGACUACAGUACGAAAUGGUAAAUUACAUUUUUUUUAAUUUGCGCAAUAAUUAAAUCCUGUUUCAUUUGCCGAUGUGGUGUUAGUACCACUGAUUUAAAUUUUUGAGAUUUUAAUUUGAGAAGGAUUGUAUAAUUUAACAUGUUGCAAAUUUGUACAAUAUGAAUGUUAUUAUGAAGGAAAUCAAGUUAUCCCAAGUUGAAGUUCUCUUGACUAGAUACAAAUUGCUGUUGUAACUAUGGCGACUGAAAUGCUUCCUGUUAUUUACGUGCGUAUUGAUUUUAUUCGAUAUUGAUACAUUUAACUUGGUCGCGUAUCAAAUAACGCCAAGCUGCUGUUCUUAUAGCACAGCACAACAUUUUGCUAUUAUAACUUAUGUUUUUUAGAUUCUCAUUUCACUUGAGAUCUGCCGUUUUGUACUAAAAUACUAUAACAUAAUUGAAUGUUUGCUGUUGAAAUGCUGAUGAAAUCUAUUGCGUAUGGUGCGUAUUGCGGCUAAGAAUGUUUAGAUUACUAAUGUUUAAAAGAAGCUUGCUGAUCUUUAAGAUUUUUGUAUUUCGUGAAGGUAGAUAUAAAUCGAAACGUAUUUUUAUGAAAGCGUAAGUAAUGAAGUAUAAGUGAGAUGUCGAUGGAACCGAAAAGAGUGUCAACGAACCUCGCUACGAUGUAUGGCAGGUAAGCCAAAACUUAGUUCUACGGAUUGGUUUCUGAACGUAUCUAGAAUAGUGUUUGGUGAUUUGAUGUCAUGGCGUGUGUAAAAUAACUGGCAGUCAGUUUUUUUUCUAUUGCUUUUUGCAAUGUGUUUGUUAAGUAGGCCUGACGAGUGAACGAUAUGGGUUAACGUACAUACAUAAAUCAAUAGGGUGAAAGGGACACAACCAUAUUCAUAAUAAGAGCAGUUUAGUAUUGAUUCGAAAUGAACCACUUUUGUGCAAGCAUUCUUGCCAAAAAAAUCAUUCUCCUUUUUACUAUCUAGUCGGGUAUAACACCUAUCACCCAAAGUACAGUAUCAGUUGUUAUGAAGAGUAGAUGGAAGGAAACAAAUAUCAGCGAAAAAUGAGACGAGGCUUGCCACAGGUCACGAUCGGAUGAAAAUCUGUUUCUGCACCGAUCUCGAUAAAUCGGUUCUGAUAAGCAAUUUUGAAAAGCGCGGCUGGGUACAAGUUACGGCGGAUGACGAUUGGAAUUUCUACUGGGCUGGAACUGGCACCUGUCGCAAUAUAUUCAGCGUUGACAGUGGAUACCGUAUGCACGAUAAUCAGCUUAUAAAUCACUUUCCGAACCAUUACGAGUUAUCAAGGAAAGAUUUACUGGUGAAGAAUAUAAAACGCUAUCGGAAGGACCUUGAACGAGAUGGGAAUCCGUUGGCAGAGAAAACUGAAGCAAACAUUCCCGGUGGCUCAAAAUAUUUGUAUUUAGAUUUCAUACCGAUCACGUUUGUCCUGCCAGCAGACUAUAACAUGUUUGUGGAAGAGUACAGAAAAAAUCCUCAAAGUACAUGGAUUAUGAAACCAUGCGGUAAGUCACAAGGUGCUGGUAUUUUCUUAAUCAAUAAAUUGUCCAAAUUGAAACGCUGGUCGAGAGAAGCAAAAACGUCAUUUCAUCCUCAAAUCGGCAAAGAGAGCUACGUUAUUUCAAGGUAUAUCGAGAACCCGCUGUUAAUUGGCGGUAAAAAAUUUGAUCUUCGAUUGUACGUUCUUGUGACAUCAUUCCGUCCGCUGAAAGCAUACUUGUUUCGUUUGGGAUUCUGCCGCUUUUGUACGGUAAAAUACGACACAAGUGUUACGGAAUUGGACAACAUGUACGUACACUUGACUAACGUCAGUGUGCAGAAACAUGGUGGUGAGUAUAACAACCAUCAUGGAGGCAAGUGGAGUGUACAAAACUUGCGUCUCUAUCUUGAGGGUACGCGUGGUAAGGAAGUAACGGAUAAGUUAUUUGGGUCCAUCACUUGGCUCAUAGUACACUCCUUAAAGGCAGUAUCAAGUGUUAUGGCCAGUGAUAGGCACUGCUUCGAAUGCUACGGUUACGAUAUCAUCAUAGACAAUACAUUGAAACCGUGGCUUGUCGAAGUGAACGCUUCACCGUCACUGACUUCAACUACAGCCAACGAUCGAAUACUCAAGUACAAGCUAAUAGACAACAUUCUCAGCAUUGUAUUGCCACCGGAUGGAGUACCGGAUGUCCGUUGGAGCAAAAUUCCCAGCCCAGACAUGUUGGGAAACUUUGAUCUUCUCAUAGACGAGGAAAUAGCGGCACAGGAUGAUAGUAUACAUAACAGUAAUAAUGGUAAACAUCGCUCCAACAGUAAUAGAUGGAAAUAAUUGUACGAAAAAUAAAAUGAAUGUCUUAAAUACUGGUGUUAACAACACGAAGAAAA